Molecule: messenger RNA, 3516 nt
Organism: Xyrauchen texanus (razorback sucker)
Lineage: Eukaryota; Metazoa; Chordata; Actinopteri; Cypriniformes; Catostomidae
Product: RING finger and SPRY domain-containing protein 1-like
Exons: 15
Coding region: 607-2349 (580 amino acids)
Cellular component (GO): cytoplasm
Molecular function (GO): ubiquitin-protein transferase activity; protein binding
Source: RefSeq, a predicted model, not a curated record
AUAAAACAUGAUUCCCAGUUCUCAUUCUCCCACCUAAAACGAAAGAAAAAAAAAAUGUGACAAAAACAAUGGUGACAACGCUUUUAUAACGAUUUAUAAUUUGUUUACCACAACGUUAGAAGUUGGUGUUUUACUGGUUGAUCACGUGCUGAAGAGAAAUAUGCGGCACACACACACACACUCACUCUCUCACUCUCACUCUAUGUCUCUCUCUGAUUGAACCUUGGCUUGUACUGACUUCAGCAAGUCCUCAUGCUUUCACUCCUCUGACAGCCAUUAAGUAAUCAAACACUGACCGGGGCUGUCUUAACCUGUGGAUCGACACAAUGUUGAUUUUUAAAGAGGGACUGUGACUGUGAAUCAUAUCGCUGAGAAGUAAAGCUCACUUCCCGUAUAGUGUUUGUCUUCGGCCUACAUACCAGUGCUGCUGAAUUUAACGGAGCUCCGCUUUACCGGGAGUGAAAACCUCAUAGGCUUUAGGAUGUGCGUUGACUGCACCAUAAUCUUUGCUCAUCUGCGCCUGGCUGCUGAUCGUCUGCAGUAGCACAAUGAUCGACACGUCUACCCGACCCAUACCGAGACACCCUUUAAAGUCCUUCCAAUGAUAUGAUAGUUGCCACCUGGAUUGCAUUCUGUGCCAGCAGGAGCAUCGCACGGGUUCUACGACUGACCGUAGAACAGCUGCAGUCAGUGCAGUUUUGUCCCUACCUCUCAACCGGUGGUGCCAUGGGGAACAGCUGCGUGUGCAGAGAGGACAGUGAUGUUGAGGAGGGAUCAGCCCCUCACAGGCAGCUCAGGCGAGUGGAUAACUCUGUCUCUGAUCCCCCAGAGGCCAGAGGCAGCCGGCCCAGGGACCUGGUUCGACCGCCCAGGCGAGGUCGAGGACCACACGAGCCACGCCGGAAAAAACAAAACGUGGACGGUUUGGUACUGGACACGCUGGCUGUCAUCAGGACCCUUGUUGACAAUGACCAAGAGCCACCAUACUCCAUGAUCACGCUGCAUGAAAUGGCAGAGACAGAUGAUGGCUGGUUGGAAGUGGUGCAGUCUUUAAUUAGGGUAAUUCCUCUAGAUGACCCACUGGGACCAGCUGUAAUAACCCUACUGCUGGAUGAAUGCCCUUUGCCCACCAAAGAUGCUCUGCAGAAGUUGUCGGACAUGUUGAAUCUGAGUGUUGCUGUUGCCUGUCAGGACGCCCUCAUCCCAGCCAAACACCGCAACACCACAGCGGUACUGGGCUGCCUUGCUGAGAAACUGGCUGGUCCAACAAGCAUUGCGCUCCUCAGCCCUGGAACUCUGGAGUACUUGCUCGAGAGUUUGAGCUCUGAGGCCCACCCAACUGUCAUGCUAUUUGCUCUCAUUGCUUUAGAGAAAUUCUCUCAAACCAGUGAGAACAAGCUAACAGUAUCAGAAUCGUGUAUCAGUGACCGUCUCUCUGUUCUGGAGUGCUGGGCUGAUCACCCAGACUACCUAAAGCGUCAGGUCGGCUUCUGCGCCCAGUGGAGUCUUGAUAACCUCUUCAUUAAAGUGGGUCGUCAGUUCACCUACGAGAAAGUCAACUUGAGCAACAUCAACGCCAUGCUGAAUAGUAAUGACGUCAGCGAGUAUCUCAAGAUCUCCCCUUCUGGACUGGAGGCACGGUGCGAUGCGUCAUCAUUUGAGAGUGUCCGCUGCACAUUCUGCGUUUAUUCUGGGAUUUGGUAUUAUGAAGUCAGAGUCAUCACGUCCGGAGUCAUGCAGAUUGGCUGGGCAACUAAAGACAGCAAGUUUCUCAACCAUGAGGGUUAUGGGAUUGGAGAUGAUGAGUACUCAUGUGCAUAUGAUGGCUGCAGGCAGCUGAUCUGGUACAAUGCUCGCAGUAAACCUCACUCCCACCCCUGCUGGAAAGAAGGUGAUGCCAUAGGCUUCCUGCUGGACCUCAGUAAGAAGCAGAUGAUCUUCUAUCUAAAUGGACACCAGCUGCCUCCUGAGAAACAGGUGUUCUCUUCUGCCACGUCUGGCUUCUUUGCUGCAGCCAGUUUCAUGUCCUACCAACAGUGUGAGUUCAACUUUGGAGCCAAGCCCUUCCGCCAUCCCCCCUCCAUCAAAUUCAACACAUUUAAUGAGUUUGCCUCGCUUGCCUCAGAUGAGAAAAUCAUUCUGCCCAGACACAGGCGUCUGGCCUUGCUCAAGCAAGUUAGCAUCAGAGAUAACUGCUGCACCCUCUGCUGUGACCAGAUGGCAGACACUGAACUGAGACCCUGUUUGCACAGUGGCAUCUGUAUGGAGUGUGCCUUACUGCUGGAAACGUGCCCACUGUGUCGUCAAGACAUCCAGACACGAGUCAGACUCAUUUCCCAUGUGUCCUGACAUCAGCCUAUCAACCCAAGAAAUGGACUUUCCCCCUCAAGCUUCCUUUCAGUCCAAUCCCCUCUGUCUGAGAGAUUGACCUGAUCAAUUAAAUCGUGAUGCUGUCUCAGGAUUGGACACUGCAACGUGGACCUUUGACCAUUUGUGAGGACGGCUGGAUUAGACCCUCUAUGAAGAUGGAGAUAAAAUAUAAAGAGAAACCUCUACCCUGUUGCACUCCAAGGAUGCCCCUAUCAGAGCAGCUAUGAGGCUGUUGAGGAAAUUGGGAGGUUUUAAGAUUUCUGGGAAUUUGUAAUCUUUAUUUCCAGAAACGGAUAAAAUAUUAAACAAAUAUAUGCAUUACAUGCUGAUCUGUCUUUCAGUCUCUCCCCUCGAACUCUGGUCAGGGUCUGCUGUGUGUCUCUGUUCAGUUUUAUUGAAUAUAUAUGCGAGUUCUCUCAUUUUUAUUCUCUGGAGGAAACAACAGCAGUGUCUGAACCACUUUGUUUCCUCUUAAUGUUCAUGCCUGCCUCCGAAACCCAUUAAUGGUCGCCCAAAAACUUGAUUGUACUUGAAACUGUUCUGGGUUGAUUGCCACAACAUUCUGAUUAUGACUGCAAUAAGUCAUGAUGAAUCAAGACACUGUACAUUUUUUUCUUUUAAUGAUAGUAUUUUAUAUUAGUGUAUGAUGAAAAGCCCAUUUAGAAACAAAUUAAGCCAAAUUAGAUUGCUAAAAUGGCAGAAUUGGACAAGAAUUGAUGCAAUUGACUGACAUUUUCUCAUUUAUAUGACACUAAUGUGAAGGGCACUCUUAUGUCAACCCAUAAGUGAGAUUUGGGGGAAAUUUAAUGUGUUUCCUAUCAUGGUUAACACAUAUCCGUGUCCUAAUGCUGCUGAGGCCUAAAUGUGAACUUGAGAGACGGAAGUCUCCAGAGCUCCCAAAGAUCAGAGAGAUCUUUUGUUUUCUGAAUUGUGAUGUUUGUAAUAAAUGUCUGUUUUAUGUGUUGCACAGGUGUUGUUAAAGCUGUCAAUAUUUACUAUUUUCAAUUGUGAUUUUUAGAAUUGAUAUAAAUUACAUAAGUCCAAGGGCUAAAUCAAACUAUUAUGUUUUAGACUAUCCAUGUCAAGCCAUUUUUAUUUGUAUAACGCCUUUCACAACACACAUCAUUUCAAAGCAGCUUUACGGAA